Molecule: messenger RNA, 1251 nt
Organism: Closterium sp. Naga37s-1
Lineage: Eukaryota; Viridiplantae; Streptophyta; Zygnematophyceae; Desmidiales; Closteriaceae
Source: the annotation of a GenBank genome assembly
AUGCCGGCCGUCAACUGCAACAUACAGGGCGGCGUGGUCGACAUCUUCCUCAAGCAGCGCCUCAUGCGUGGCACCAUGCACCCCGAUAUCUCCAACUUCACCGCUCUCACCGCCCUGUCAGUGCCCUCUCCGCCUUGUCGGGACAUGUCGAGCAACUUCCUGUCGGGCCGCCUGGACCCCUUCAUAACGCCCCUCACCGGCCUCACCGCGCUGAAAAACCUGGUGAUGAGUUACAUUGAGUUGAUUUUUGAGGCGCCUAAAAAAUCCCCUCCCUCCCCACCUCCUGUGUGCCGUGGUGCAGGAUUUCAUCUUUCCUUUGAUGCUGUGAGCGCCCUCAGCCUCUCCCCCGCAACCACCCUGUCCAAAUUCCCUGCACUCGCUCUCCCCUCUGCAUGCCCUCUGAGUGUGGGGUGGAACUACCAGACCUGGUCGGUGCCAGUGUUGGACACAGCUCUGCAGGUUUUUCAGCAAUCUCAAAAAUUGUGUGUGCAUGUGUGCGUGUGCGUGUGUGCAUGUGCGAGCAGGAGCGUGGGGUGGAACUACCUGACGGGGUCGGUGCCGGUGCUGGGAACAUCAACCCUGCAGGUGCUGGAUCUGGAGAACAACUGGUUCGUCGGCAAGUACCCCAGCACUGCCAACUGGUACUUCUGCACGGCGCGGGCCAACUGCUUCAACGACCCCACGCCCUGCAAGAACAACAACAACCAGGGCAUCACGCAGCGGCCCUCGUGUGCCAUCUGCAACAGCGCGGACGGCACGGCAUCGGCGCUGAUGAACAUCAAGACGGCGCUGGGAGUGACGUACACCAACUGGGCAUCCUCCUCCUCCUGCACUGCUGUCGGCAGCUCGGGCGGCGGCGGCUUCACUGGUGUUGAGUGUGACUCCCUCGGCAACCCCGUCAAGAUUACCCUGGACAGUCAGAAGCUGUCGGGCAUUCUGCAUGCUGACAUCACCAAGCUCACGGCACUCACCUUCAUGUGCCAAGGGGGAAAGGAGGUUGCAUACGGGGCAAAUGUGGCACUGCGUGCGUGCUGCAGCUCACUCAAGUCCAACCUCUUCAAGGCGCGCCUGGAUGAGUUCUCUAGCAGGAUUCCAUUUGAGUCGCUUCGCAUGCCGUGCCCCUCCUUUCUCUCCCUUCCCCCCCUGCCCCCUGUGUGGCACUGCGUCUCACUCAAGUCCAACCUCUUCAGGGCGCGCCUGUACGAGUUCUCUAUCAGGAUCCCCACACUGCCCAACCUCGCAGUGCUGUAA